AUGGAAUUGCGCUUGUUGCAUGAGUGGAUGGCAUACACGUCCGAGACUCUUUCAACGACCGUCGACUUCUGGAAGAUACGAGCACCGCUGCUAGCACUGCAGAAUCGCUUCGUGUUCGAAGCGCUCUUGGCUCUUGCUGCCCUCCACGGGUCACGAAAAGAAGCAAAGGCGUGGUCGGGUCUGCAUGGCCGUGAAGUAGCUGUAUCGUCAAACAGCGUUGCCACAAACGAGCAAGGGUCCGAAGCUACCACGCCGAACGAGUGGAAAAAGUGGAAGGCAUUCGGGGGAGAAAGUCUUCCUACUGGUUCUGCUAGUGUCCUCAACGCCACCCCAGAAGCUCGCCGGGGGAUGCUGGAAGUAUCAAGAAAGUACUUUUCCCGUGCCCUUGAGGGCCAGCAGAAGGCGGUCGCUUCCAUCAGCUCGCAGACCAUCCAAUCGAGCUACCUCUGCUCUAUGCUGGUCAACUACUACUCUUUGUUCACUUUGAGCGACGGUGAUGAUGACGGCAGUGGUGUGCCAGUUGGCCUCAUGAACUGGAUCCGAGUAUCGCGCGGUGUACGCCACAUCAUAAAUCAGAUGACACAGUUAUCUGCAGGAUCGCUUCAAGCGGAGUCAAUGCAUGCGGAACCCGAUCUCUCUGACACGGACGAGUUAUUCCACCCCGUCCACAUGGAACCAUUCAAGUACCUGCUGUCGAAUGUCGAAGGAGAUGAAGUCGCAGAGGAAGAUCGCACCGCAUACGAGCAUACAUUGAGCUACGUCGGAUUGAUCUACAAAGGGAUCGUGCAGAAUCUGGACUCCCCGCUGGCCACAGGUCGUCGAUGCAAUGCAAUGCCAGCGAGCGUACCAAUGCGCUUCCUGGAUCUCGUCGAGGCCAAUCAACCUCGRGCAAUGGCCAUCAUGGCGCAUGUCUUCGCAUCCAUGCAACUUGUCCAGGAGAGUUACCCGUGGUUCAAGGGUAUUGCCGAGCAUCAGAUCCCGCUCAUCUGUAGGUCAUUGCCGCGGCAGUGGACCGAGUUUGUUCAGUGGCCUCUACAGAUCAUCCAAGGUGGUGGCGAGAAUGGAUCCGGGCAUGUCGUCCAUGCUGAGAAUGAUGGCGUAUGA
Messenger RNA from Ramularia collo-cygni, 1104 nucleotides. RefSeq lists its product as uncharacterized. The record is from RefSeq and is a predicted model, not a curated record. The coding region runs from base 1 to 1104 and encodes 367 amino acids. The transcript has 3 exons. Gene Ontology annotation, biological process: regulation of transcription by RNA polymerase II. Gene Ontology annotation, molecular function: DNA-binding transcription factor activity, RNA polymerase II-specific. Lineage: Eukaryota; Fungi; Ascomycota; Dothideomycetes; Mycosphaerellales; Mycosphaerellaceae.